CGAACGGCGUACAAUUUCCGCCAAAAAGUGUCAAAUGUCAAAAGGUUACGUCACGUCCACAAGGACCUGGAUCUGGUGGGUCAAAAUGGCGGAUUUCUGCAGUGUUGUGCAAGCCAUAAAUGACCUGGUUGUGAGGAUCGAAAGAUUGGAAGAUUCUUGCGAAAUCGGGUCGAUAGUGUUAAGAUUGGAUUAUAUAAAUAGGAUGCUGGUUAAUCUCGAUGUUCCUGAUGACAUUGUGAACGUAAUGAGUGGUCUGUACGAGACUAUUGUGGCCAUUGAAGCAAAUCACAGCACCCAAGCUCGUCAUGGUUAUCAGGGACAGCUGCGUCGUACUGGGGUUCGAGGACGACCUUCGUUUCAAAUACCCCAAGAGCAAUUAUCAUUUCUCUUGGACCAGGGUUUCAAAGUGUCGGAAAUCGGCGUUUUGUUGGGUGUAGGACAGAGGACUGUCGAAAGGAGAAUGUCAGCGUUUGGCUUGAGUGUUUCUGGUACGUUUAGUAACCUGAGUGAUGAAGAACUAGACAACUUGUUGAGAUCUGCAAAACAGUCUCAUCCUAACAUUGGCAUUAGGAUGGCGAAAGGCUUACUACAUAGUAAAGGACAUCGGGUGCAAAGAGAACGGAUCAGACAGUCAUUUUUGAGGACAGAUCCUGUUGGAGUGAUGCAGCGAUGGAGAGAUGCAGUAGGAAGAAGACUUUACAAUGUCCACUCUCCAUUGUCCACUCUCCAUUCUAUUGUUGUUGAUAAAUUUCAGCGUGUUUCCUAUUUUUAGAAAGUCGUUUUUCGGUUGAUAUUAUCAUGCCGAAUGCUGACCUUCUGUUGUCUGGGAGAUCAAAAGGAUCUCUGAUCCAAGGGUAUUCUGCAGUCCAGAAUUUCCCUUUUGCGUCAUAGCUCAGAUUUUUCUCAAUUAAUGCUAACUCCUUUUCUUCCUUGAUUGUGUAGGUGUUGCUACCGAGUGAGCACCUACCGCACUUGUAUCCACCGCAGCGAGGCUUACAUUGUAUCCCGAGAUUCUCCAUGUUGUAGAAGUCUUCGAUUUUUGCCAUCUUGACAUGAUGGCCGUGCAUAGUUCCAAUGAGGGACUUUUCGUUGAUUACCUUGAGAACUGGGUGUGUUCCACCUAAGCAUCGUCCGAAUUGAUUUCUCAAUAAAAGUAGAUGUCCAGAACUUUGUUCCUUUAAAGGAUGGAAGUCUGUGUUCGAACGUAUCGGUGUAUACCAAUAUUCAUAGCCUAUUAAGGUAUCAACCUCUCCGAUGGGCCUUAUUAAUUCGUCCUCGUAUACGUGUUUCAAUAUUUUAGAGACCCCUUUUAUGUCGACUGCUGGUAUGGGGGAGGUUAUCUUGUCGAUUCCGUAAACGUCGAAUACGACUGUUUUGCCCUGCUUGUCAAUAAGUGGGAGCUUGUACUUAAAGGUGUCCACGUUUUCACUUUCUCCGCCUACUUUGAUAAUUGACAGUUGCGUUUUGAUACCCUUGAGGUUUUCAGCUCUUGCUUUUGCGUUUGUGAUAAAACAUAAUGACGCUCCCGUGUCCCACAAGACGUUUGCGAAUCCAUUCUUUGUAGGUAUCUUCUGUAUUUGGAGUGAGCACGUUUCAAUUUCGUUAUUGCAUACACUUGCAGUACCGCCUGCGGAAACAAUGUUAGUUGGCGAUUUUUUGUCCUGUUCUUCUUCAUGUAGUGUUUUGUGGUGAAACCUUUUGCAGUCGUUAACGCCACAUGGUUUCUUGC
This is a messenger RNA of Orbicella faveolata, 1729 nucleotides long. RefSeq lists its product as uncharacterized. Gene Ontology annotation, molecular function: nucleic acid binding. The record is from RefSeq and is a predicted model, not a curated record. NCBI's taxonomy places the organism in Eukaryota, Metazoa, Cnidaria, Anthozoa, Scleractinia, Merulinidae. Gene Ontology annotation, biological process: DNA integration.